AUUGAAUGGUAUUCAAAAUCAUCAGAAGGAGGAAAUAUCAAAGCUAUGUGUGGAUUAGGAUGUUGUUAUGAGUAUGGAUAUGGGGUUAUAAAAGAUAAGAAGAAAGCAUUUAAAUUAUAUUUAAAGUCUGCUGAAGGAGGAUAUAGACGUGCAUUAUAUGAGUUAGGGAAUCGUUAUCAUUAUGGAAAUUGUACUUCUAAAGAUGAAGAUAAAGCUUUUGAAUGUUAUUUAAAAGCUGCAGAAAAAGGUCAUAAUUCUAGUCAAUAUUUAGUAGCAAACUAUUAUUAUGAUGGAAAAGAUAUUCCAAAAAAUGAAGAAAAAGGAUUCUAUUGGACCAGAAAAGCUGCAAUUAAUGGCAAUGCAGAUGCUCAAUUUAAAAUGGCAGAAUAUUAUAUCAACAAUUCUAUUAGUAAGAAUGAAAGCAAAGCAUUCAAGUGGUAUAUGAAAUUAGCUAAAGAAAAUAAGUUAAAAGCAAUUUAUUUAGUUGCAAAAUGUUAUAGAGAUGGCAUUGGUACUGAUAAAAAUUUAAAAGAGGCUACAACGUGGAUUAAAAAAUAUGAAUUAUCAAAGCCUUAUUUUAAACCGUAUAUCACCUUAUAUAAGUUUUUGGAUGGCGCAGAUAUUGAUGUAUCUUCAAUAGCGUCACAUACAAGAAUGUGAAAUAGGGAUUUUUCUUUUGAAUUUGAGUAUAGUAUCAGGAAUUUUCUUUUUAAUUGUGUAAAGAUCGUAAAAGUAGGCAUUUAUUUAA
Messenger RNA from Rhizophagus irregularis DAOM 181602=DAOM 197198, 748 nucleotides. RefSeq lists its product as uncharacterized. NCBI's taxonomy places the organism in Eukaryota, Fungi, Glomeromycota, Glomeromycetes, Glomerales, Glomeraceae. Gene Ontology annotation, molecular function: protein binding. The record is from RefSeq and is a predicted model, not a curated record.